This is a messenger RNA of Lethenteron reissneri (Far Eastern brook lamprey), 2742 nucleotides long. Its product is annotated as zinc finger protein 835-like. Lineage: Eukaryota; Metazoa; Chordata; Hyperoartia; Petromyzontiformes; Petromyzontidae. The record is from RefSeq and is a predicted model, not a curated record.
GCCGUGGCGCUCCAGGCGGGGUGCCGCCGCUGCCUGUCCCCCGCAUGUGAGGGGGGGUGGUGGCUGGCUGGCUACGCGGUGCCUCUAGCCGCCUUUGUCGAGGCUCCGCGCGGGGUGGGGAGGAGAGGAGAGGCAAAGCGCGCGUCUGCCGGGAGCAGGACUCAUGGAGCAAGAGAUGGCGAUGGCGCCCCCCGCCCUCCCCCCCGCUGCCCCCACCCUCCCGCUAGCGGGGCCCCUCCCCCUACUCCCCCCGCUGUCCUCCCUCCCCCCGGCCGCUUGCGCCCCCGACGGUGAACCCUUGCCGCACCUUCUUCCUCCUCUUCCUCUUCCUCCGCCGCCGCCUCCGCACAAGAUGCACCGUUGCGACCACUGCGCCUACAGCACCCGGCGCAAGGGCCACCUGGACAUCCACAUGCGCACGCACACGGGCGAGCGGCCGCACCCGUGCGGCGAGUGCGGCAAAGCCUUCACGCAACUCGGCGACCUGCAGAAGCACCGGCGGACGCACACCGGCGAGCGCCCGUACGCGUGCACCGUGUGCGACAAGCGCUUCUCGCAGAUGGAGCACCUGCUGACGCACCACCGCACGCACACGGACGAGAAGCCGUACAAGUGCCCACAGUGCGAGAAGGCGUUCACCAUCUACGGCAACCUACAGCGGCACAUCAAGGCGCACUCGGGCGAGAAGCCGCACCGCUGCCCGACGUGCGGCAAGGCUUUCACCGUUCUCGGCAGCCUCCAGCGGCACCAGACGACGCACACGGGAGAACGGCCGCACAAGUGCGCCGCCUGCGGAAAGGCGUUCGCUCAGUCGGGCGACCUGCAGCGCCACGUGCGCACGCACACGGGAGAGAAGCUGUACGUGUGCGCGGCGUGCGGCCGGGACUUCACGCAGCUGGGCACGCUGCAGAGCCACCAGCGGACGCACACGGGCGAGAAGCCCUACAAGUGCCUCGUGUGCGGCAAGGCGUUCACCAACUCGUCCAACCUGCGCCAGCACGAGAGGACGCACGUCAAGCAGCAGCAGCAGCUGCUGGAGCAGCAGCAGCAGCAGCAGCUGCAGGAGCAGCAGCGGCGGCAGCAGCUGCAGCUGCAGGAGCAGCAGCGGCGGCAGCAGCAGCAGCAGAGGAAGCGGCGACGGUCGCAGCAGAAGGCGAAGGACGCGGGAGGCGCCUCGGGCGCGGACGCCCGCCGGCACCGAGCUCAAGUCCGAAGCUGCCUCCGAGUGGAGCCCGCAGAGGAGACGGCCGCGGAGCCGGGCGCCAAGCCCAACAUCAAACUCAACAUCAAACUACGCAUCAAGCCGCGGGCGGCCGCCGCCGCCGCCGUCAUCGCCGCCGCCGUCGCUGAACCCGCGGCGGGCCGCGGGAGUGGGCGGCAGGCGCGGGGCCAAGCGAGGGUCGUGCGAUCAGUUCCCGUGGGACCCCGCUGGACUGAUCCCUCCGACUCGCAGUCGCCGUCUGCCCAUCGCCGAUGCUCGCCGGCGCGGCAGUUGGCGCUACGAGCCCUAGUUGGAUUCCCGCUCGGGAAGGCGGCACAGCAGCAGAGUGCGUGGACUAAUCCCCAUCCGUGCCACGCUCCCCCCUACCCGUCGGCGGUCGUCAUGGAGCAGCCGCCGCCAGCGCCGCCGCCGCCGCGGGUUAAAUCUCACAGCUGCCCUCAGUGCCCCUACAGCACGGACCACCGCAGCCACCUGGACAUCCACGCGCGCUCGCACUCGGGCGAGCGACCGUACGCGUGCGGCGACUGCGGCCGCGCCUUCACCGUCUCGUCGAGCCUCAAGGCCCACCGGCGCACGCACACCGGCGAGCGGCCUCACGCCUGCCCCGACUGCGGCCGCGCCUUCACGCAGCUGGGAGCCCUGCGGCGGCACGUGCGCACCCACACGGGCGAGCGCGCGUACGUGUGCACCGUGUGCGAGAGGGCCUUCGCCCAGCAGGAGCACCUGCUCAACCACCAGCGGACGCACACGGAGGAGCGGCCUCACUCGUGCGCCCUGUGCGGCCGGGCGUUCGCCGAGCACGGCAACCUGCGGCGUCACGUGCGGGCGCACGCCGGAGAGAGGCCGCACGAGUGCCCUGCCUGCGGGAAGACGUUCACGGUGCUUGGCAGCCUCCAGCGGCACCAGCUGACCAGGCACUCGGUGACGGGCGACAAGCCGGUGACGGCGGUGACGGGCGACAAGCCGGCGGCGGUGACGGUGGCGGCGGUGACGGCGGCGCCACCGUGCGGGGACGGCGCCCGGGAGGAGGCCGCGGGGGGCCCUCCUCCGCGGGCGUCAAGGGUGGCCCCCCACGACGGGCCGUGGGGGUGCGGCAAGGAGCUCGCACCGCGGAGAGUGGUGGGCCUGCGGGGGGGGCCUCCGGCAAGCGGCCCGGACGGUGACUGAGCCGGCGUGCCGGCCCCUCCGGCGUUGCGUUUCAUUUCCUGUAUGAGGUCUAGCCCUGUGGGCCACGCGGCUCUUGACUCGGGUGCAACCGCAAGAAACAAAAACACGAAGAAUGAUCUUCAAGUGACUACGCGCAACAGGGAAAUCCAGGAAAAAACUGCAAAGUCUUCCAGAAAAAGCGCCGCGCACCAACGCCGUGUGCAAAAAUCCCAGUGGGAUGCAAGUCAAACAAUGACAACCACAAGACAAUUAAGAUUAAAGUUAUCGGGCGAACUCUGGACUAAAACAAACAAACAUGGCUGAACCAAAACGUUUUCAAAGUCACCAAAAUAAAGCUAUAAAAACAAUGUAAC